Molecule: messenger RNA, 3105 nt
Organism: Paramuricea clavata
Lineage: Eukaryota; Metazoa; Cnidaria; Anthozoa; Malacalcyonacea; Plexauridae
Source: the annotation of a GenBank genome assembly
AUGGACGAAUACGAACCCCUGAUUAUUGAAGUGACGGGAAUACACACAAACACUUCAAGAGACACUUUAGAGAACUAUUUCUCGUCCUCAAAACGUGGAGGGGACAUUACGAAUAUAGAAUAUAAUAAAGGAAGUGGGAAUGCAUCAAUAACGUUUGCUAAUGCCGAAGGUAGGACUGUCUUUAUAUGCUAUAGCCGGAUCCAGCAAGCGGCAGCCGGCAAGGAACAGCAGAUUGUAGCCAACUAGAUCUUUCAAUUUUUCAAUGAACUAUAUAGUAUAACUUAUCGCUAUAAUGUAUUAAAAUGUUGCAAUUUCAAAAUAGUAUGAUGGUAUUUAGGUAUUUACAAUAGCAGAUCCGGAUCAGAUGGCAUAAUUCCAUCAUCUUUCACUUUCAAAAUCGAGCCGUUAUAUACUUAAGUCUUAACCAACAAACUAUCUUGCAACUUUAGUCGUUAAUAUAUUUAGUCUACACUGAAUAGAUCAAAUUUACAUGUUGUGUUGUGCGAUUUUGUUACUCGUGGAAUAAGACAAAGCAAUGUCAUAGUUCUUGCAGCCGUUAAAUUUAAUUCUAUUUCUACGGUAUCUCAUUAAAAAAGGUGGUAUAUAUUGAACGCAAGGUCUCACAAAGUUUAAUAUGAUUAAUUGCGAUACAGUCGGAUAGGGAUUUCCCCAUUAGUCAUUUCAAUUUGUUGUAAUCAGUUACAAGCAGAGUGUUUUAAUAUGCAUUCACUGUAUACUAUAAACACUGUCACUGCGAGUAUUAUAACUACUGUGUAUUAUAACUGCAUGAUAUAAAAUCACAAAAUAUUAUACACGACUCAGUCCCAGUGUAUAUGACAUAAGUUCUCGAACGAACCAACUUUAAAGAGAAAUUCUAUGCCUUAGUUAACCUGUUAACCAAAUAUACUGUAUACAUGUCUAUUAUCGCUUGGUAUGUAAAGGGAUACGGUGUUAAUUUCAUUCUGUUAUUCAGUAGUAAAAUACAGAACCUCGAGGUUCCUACUUCCGCUUUAGUAUUUCGUUCUGUUUUACCGGAAGCACUUGCCAAAUAACCAAAUUAUGAUCAAAUACGGCGACGAUAUUUGCUUUUGUUUGUUUGUAUACGAUAAUUGCAACAAAGAAUGUAUUUGUGUCAGAGUUAUUGCAUGUUAACACAUAUAAUAUUUGCUAAAUUAUUCAUUUUAUCCAUGUGUUUGCCUCUGCAGUGGAUUCCACUGAUCAUAUAUAUGCGAGAGAGGAAUACUGGCAAGCAACGAAAUUAGAUUUAUACGCGAUACAUCGCGCUAUAACGUAAUUGAGGGCAAAUUACGGAAGGUAUACCUGUAUUUUGAAAAUGCAUACUACAGUCCAUACUCAACAGCUAUUUUGAUAAGUGCACUAGUGAAAUAUUUUUUUCAGCACUUCUGCACUUGGUUGAACCAAGUAUUCGAGUAGAUGCAGGACAAUCCAAGUGAUGAUAUAUAAUAACGGGGGCACAGGUCAAGCCCCCUUUCUAUUCAACUUGCAAGCACUUUAAUCUUUAAUCUGAUACUCCUAAAUCAGCUUACACUACUAUACUGGGAGAUACUUAUAUUAGUUAUAUAUGUAUAUACAUUAACCAAAUAACUAUGAACUGCAUGUGUAUGAAAAACUUUAAAAGGUAAAAAUGUACAAUAAAAGUACCCUGCCAAAAAUUAUACUGAUGCUCUUAAUGCAGUUAAUGCAAGUUCGUUAAAAGGGAUGUUGUUCCAGGUUACAAUAGUUCUUGGGAAAAUUUGAAAAUAUAAUAUUUUUUUGUUACAAGAAACUUGCUGAAAGGAAUGAUGAUUUGGAAGUCGGGAUUUUCUUUUUAGAGGGCACACUUCAGGGAAGAAGUUUAAAUCAACGCAGCCUUGGUACAUCUUGUAGAACAUACACGACUGGUUAAGCAAUCUACGCCGUUCAAGUGUGUCCCAUCCUAAAUUGUUGAUCAUUGGAGGCCUCAUAUAAACCAUGUUUCAUGGCUGUAUAAGCCAUGUUUCAUAUUUCAUAGCUAGCUCACUGCGAGUGCAGGAAUAUCAAAAGUUGACCCAAAUAGAGUUAUUUCUACGUUAACAAGGAAAAUUUUAACCCGCGAUUGUUCUUGAGUGAAAAAAACCAUUUAAUUUUUUAAGGUGCCAAAAAGACCUUGGAAACAAGACCGCAUUCUAUUGAAGAAUGUACACUAACAAUACGACGAAAGAAGGCAGAAGUCUCAGAAAGUGAUAUAGAAAGAAAUAGAACUGAAGGAAUAGAUAUGAAAUAUAUCAAGUAUGGCACGAAAAACAGUGAGACUAUCAAUGCAAUAGCAACAUUCUACAGCCCGAUAGGUAAGCUAGCUGAGAAACGAUAAGCGAGGGUAUGUAACUGCCUUAUAGCGGUUUGUGUGGGUCAUUUAUUUAUGGUGAGGAUGGCCCCGAAAGAAAUGUUUUCUUGGUAAAACUUUUGCUGAUCCAACCAUUAAAAGGCAAAAACAUUUUUUACCCAAUGGCCAAUCUCUAUUAAUUUGAAAAAAAUUCAAUGUUCUCUCGCGUAAAAUAUUUAUGCUGUGGUGUUAAGGAGUUUUUCUAUUUUUUGGUGUUUCUUCAUAAUACGAAAUUUUAUCCAUAAAUAUGGGCCUAUAUACAUAUGCAUGCAUGCAGUAGCUGUGUUAGUGUAAAUUAAUCUACUUGGGGUUUAAGUCGGCUUCGAAUCCACAAUGAUGGUACAAGUAGACUUCUGACUUGCAUUAGAUUAGCACAAAAAAGUUUGAAUGAAUGAAAUCUGUCGAAAUACAAACUAUCAAUCUAAAUCCACACCCUCGAUAUUUCGCGUAGAGUCUUGUAUGUAUAGUACCAAAACCAUAAUGAAAAACGUUUAUUAUAGAUUUCGACAAGAUACAGGAAGGUUUGAAAAAGAACCCAAUAUUAGAAGGAAAACAUGUAUCAAUCAAGACAGUUCCUCUGUGUAAAACAAUUUUAGUACAAGACUUACCAACUACAGCAACCCCCGACUCCGUGUUGUACAGAUUUGAAAACGAAAGACAUGGAGGUGGCGAUGUUGAAACAGUCCCAGUCCAUCUAGACCUGGAGAAAAGAAUAGCUUUGGUUGAGUUCAAAGACCCAAAUG